AUUUAUUGUUAUACUACUCCUUAAUAAUUAAGCCCGAUGCCUAAAUACAAUUGAACAAAUACUACUUAAGAUGCUAAUGGAUAAAAUAAUAAAAAUAUGGACUGCUUACACUCUUGACUACUUGUUCACGGAAGGUACUUUUACCAGACUUAAACGCCCAAGGACUUCCUUCAAACAGGUAUAUAAAGCCUGUCGCGUCUAUUCCACCAUGUACUGGUUAAUCAGCUACAGAGAAGCAAACAUGAAGUCUAUCCUGGUUUGUCUUUUGGUAGCAGGAGUAGCCCUUGCAUCGGAGCACAGGCUGAGGAGGAGCCUGGGACAUGGAGUGCUGGUUCCCGGUGCCGUGGCUCAUGGUGUGGUCCUCCCUGGAGCGGUGGCACAUGGAGCCGUCAUUCCAGGAGCGGUCGCUCCAGGCGUUGUAGUUCCAGGAGCUGUUUCUCAUGGAGCCGUCAUUCCAGGAGCUGUUUCGCAUGGAGCCGUCAUUCCAGGAGCUGUAGCACCAGGAGCUGUCGUCGCUGGACCUGUCUCAGCUGCCGCCACUUUGGCCGGUCCAGUUAAUGGAGGUGCCGCCCUCGCUGGUCCAGUCAACGGAGGAGCUGCCAUCGCUGGUCCAGUCAAUGGUGGAGCUCAUCUUACUGGCCCUGUCAACGGUGGUGCUGCUCUUGCUGGUCCAGUAAAUGGCGGAGCACACCUUACUGGUCCAGUGAAUGGUGGAGCUGCUCUAGCUGGUCCAGUUAAUGGAGGUGCUGCAUUGGCUGGUCCCGUCAACGGUGGAGCCGCCUUGACUGCCCCCGUCAACGGUGGUGCCGCUCUUUCCGCUCCCGUUAAUGGAGGAGCUUACCUCACCGCCCCCGUCAACGGAGGAGUCGCCCUGGGAGCUCCAGUUGCUGCUGCCGCCCACCUUGCUGCUCCAGCAUGGGGUGUGCCAGGCCUGGUCGGAGGUCUGUACGGUGCUGCCCACGGACAUUUGGUGCAUUAAUCGAAAAAUAAAAUGACUGAAGUAUUUAUAGUGUAAAUAAAGUGUUUUAUUGAUCAAAAAGUAUACUUAGUUCUCAUCACUUUAUACCCAUUUUACAUUCAGAUCUCUAAAUAAACUGAACUAAUUG
Nezara viridula (southern green stink bug) is the source of this 1106-nucleotide messenger RNA. Lineage: Eukaryota; Metazoa; Arthropoda; Insecta; Hemiptera; Pentatomidae. The record is from the annotation of a GenBank genome assembly.